This is a messenger RNA of Pundamilia nyererei, 1317 nucleotides long. It is a transcript of the gene lhx6b, whose product is annotated as LIM homeobox 6b. The coding region runs from base 144 to 1070 and encodes 308 amino acids. NCBI's taxonomy places the organism in Eukaryota, Metazoa, Chordata, Actinopteri, Cichliformes, Cichlidae. Gene Ontology annotation, cellular component: nucleus. The record is from RefSeq and is a predicted model, not a curated record. Gene Ontology annotation, biological process: neuron differentiation; forebrain neuron development; regulation of transcription by RNA polymerase II. Gene Ontology annotation, molecular function: DNA-binding transcription factor activity, RNA polymerase II-specific; RNA polymerase II transcription regulatory region sequence-specific DNA binding. The transcript is spliced from 8 exons.
UUCUUUUGUUGCCAGGGUUUAAAUGCAGGAGAAACUGUUAUUCCUUGUUUUGGACCGGAUAUAGUGUGGGUUGGGGCAGAGAUGCGUAAUGCGCAGAGCAAGCUCCAUCUCUUCUCCAAAUAGGCAGCCUUCAAGAUCCGAAAAUGUCUAAAUCGGAGGUGAAGAAGGAGUCUGGGGAGUCCAGCCCGUCGGAGGCCGCCUGCCUCUGCCCUCCUCCGGCGGCAAAGAACCAGUGCGCGAGCUGCGGCAUGGAGAUCCAAGACCGCUACCUACUGAAGGUCAACAACCUGAACUGGCACCUGGGGUGUCUGGAGUGUUCAGUGUGCAGAGCGUCUCUGCGCCAACACAGCAGCUGCUACGUUAAAAACAAAGAAAUCUACUGCAAGCUCGAUUAUUUCAGGUUCGGCACUAAGUGCGCCCAGUGUGGCCGACAGGUGUACGCCAGUGACUGGGUGCGAAGGGCUCGGGGCAGCGUGUACCACCUGGCCUGUUUCGCCUGUUUCUCCUGCAAGAGGCAGCUGUCGACCGGGGAGGAGUUCGGCCUGGUGGAGGGCAGGGUGCUUUGCCGCAGCCACUACGACAUCAUGCUGGACAAUCUACGCAGAGCUGCAGAGAACGGCACAGGACUGACUCUGGAAGGAGCGCUACCUUCUGAUCAGGACUGCCAACCAAAACCAGCCAAGAGGGCACGGACAUCAUUCACUGCAGAGCAGCUGCAGGUGAUGCAGACUCAGUUUGCCCAGGACAACAACCCCGAUGCUCAGACGCUGCAGAAACUGGCAGAAAUGACGGGACUGAGCAGGCGAGUCAUACAGGUUUGGUUUCAGAACUGCCGGGCGCGACACAAAAAGCAGCCGCCUCAGAGCAGCUUCUCUCAAAGCGCUCCGCUGUCCAGAAUGCCCCCGUCGCUGCCAGAAGAUAUCCACUAUUCACCGUUCAGCAGCCCAGACCGACCACACCUGCUGGCCCUGCAUGGCUACCUGGACACUCAUCCCUUCUCUGUCCUCGCUGCUCCGGGCCACUUGACCCACCCGUCCAUCUCUUUACCACAGCUUCCCAUCAGCCGCUGACUUGCUGUGUCUACUUUUCCACCGUCGACACUCUGAUGAUGUUGUGGAGGGAAAAAAAUCCUUUGGGACGCCCUGUCAGCAAUUUGCUCCGUUUGGAAGUCAAGUCCUCGGGUGACGGCAGGACCGCGUUUUUUAAUCAGUCGGGUUUUUCAUUGUGAGACUGCUGAGUAAACUGUGGUGAAGCCUUCAGGCUAACACAGGAGUAACUUUUUAAUUUUGUCUUGUUUUUUUUUUAUAUAAUGCAGAA